Messenger RNA from Stylophora pistillata, 5846 nucleotides. RefSeq lists its product as uncharacterized. The record is from RefSeq and is a predicted model, not a curated record. Lineage: Eukaryota; Metazoa; Cnidaria; Anthozoa; Scleractinia; Pocilloporidae. Gene Ontology annotation, molecular function: ATP hydrolysis activity; ubiquitin-protein transferase activity; ATP binding.
AUGUCUGGAGGAGGAAGACAACCUGAAGUUCCUACUCAUAGAAAUGAUAGCAGUAGGAGACCAAAUGCUGGAUUUGAUGGUCCUCUUGCUGGCAGUGAUCAUAGUAGAACUUCAGACUGUCACAGCUUCAGUCAUGGAGGGCAACCAAAAAGAGACUGGCAGAAGGAAGCAAAUAAAAUGUAUGAAGAUUAUGUCGCUGUAUGUCCAAGGAGUCAAAGGACAAGUGGGAAUCUUGGAAACACAAGUCCUUCUUUAGGACAGUCGAAUCCUUUGAUGAACGAAAGCAGAACUUCAUUGAGUGACACUGAGGAAGAAGAAAGCACCUACCCCGUGGAACCAUCUGAAAACCAAGAUCAGCAUCUUCGUUGUGUCUUCCACCUCUUUUUGGAGGAGAAAGUCGAGUCUGUGAAGAUUCAAACAGAGAGGCCAAUGCUUAACGGCCAUAUCACGAUGAACCUAAAGUUCUGUCCAGAAGAAAAACACUGGAUAUCUCCCGAACUUUUCGUUCCCCCCGAUCAACAGGAUAAUUUUCGUUAUCGUUAUGUGGUUAAGUACAAGGAAGGCAUCGGCGAAUGGCUCUUCAAAAAGGUUACUUUCCGUGGAGGAAAUGACGAAAAAACCCUAAAAGAGGCAAAAACCCGCAAUUUGAAUAGCGGCAGGGAUCAGUAUGACAUUUUUCGUAGUCCAAAUGACAAAAAUCUGAUGAAGACUAUUUUCCUCGGACAAUUAUUCUAUAUAAAGUGGCUGUAUAAAAAAUUAGGCAGAGGUCGCGAUCUGAAAGAGAUGUUAAUUGAGUGCGAACAUGUGGGCUUUGGGCACCCCAGCUAUUCGGUGAAUGAUGUUGACGACUUUUUGGAGUGGGUUGAAGAAAGCACCGCUAAAUGUCCGUCUUGUUAUCAGUCUGUGUACAUAUGCUGUCUUUUUGGCCAGUUCGUGCAUCGCAUGCGUGCCUCAGCUGAGGACUAUUGUAGAAAGCUCGAAAGGAAGGCUAUUGACAGGCUUCUAUUAUUGCUAGAGCCCUGCUCUUUUGAAGCGUUACCUAAAAGCAGUGUAACCUUCAUCAAGAAAGUAGCAGAAUGUCUUUUUAAAGCUGGAUCCUCAGCGGGAUGUCUACUUUUCAUCAAGAUUUUCUGCAACCUUCUUGAUUUGGAAUACGUAAUGCAGGUGGCAGACAAGCUCUCCUCAAAGUCCUACACUGAACAUCAAUUCGAUGGACAGGUACCAAGUGUGCUAGCAUCUCUGAACCGAGUUAAAGACUUGAACAGUCGCAACAGAUUUUGCUCGUAUGUGAUAAAGCAUUCCCCAAGCGUUACAUGCCUUUGGAAUCUGUAUGACGCGUUGUUACAAGGGUGUCCUGACCUGUUUUACACCCUCGAGGAAGAAUUUACCAGCGUCUAUUUAACAUUUACUCUACACCAACGUUCAAGAAAGCCCGAUUUUCUUCAGCCCUGUUUUUGGAGUGCAGCACCUGGGAAAUUGAAAGCGAGACUUGCCAGUCCAUUCUGUGAAGUGUUGGUUGAGCAGAUCCCGUCAGAAACUAGCUUUACACAUGAAAGACUGGACAGUCUGAGGAGCAUUGCUCUCGAUCCAAAGCUGCAGUCAGCAGACACAUUUUGUCGUUUAAUUGUGAAUGUCUCAUCACAUAAAUCUGUAGAGAUGGUGUCCAUGAUUCUGAUUCUCCUCAAGUCUGAGGCAUUUCUUACUUGCUGGCACACGAGAUUUUCUCGUGAAGAAAAGUUGAAAGUAUCGUGGAACUGGAUAAGAUCACAGUUUUUAGGCAAGAAACCCAGUGAACAAAUUCUUGCCGUUGUAGAGGCCAGUGCGACAAUACGUGCAACAGAUGCAGUAAAGAGCGAUGAGACACUAUGCCGUGCUUUGAUAGAGCAUGUAGAACAAAUGGUUUUGAAAGGAAAUUUCCAGUCUAUUAUGGAUGCUGUUGCAGUUGCACAGAACCGAUCGCCCACAAUCCUGCCUCGUCUAAUAGCUCUCCUUAGAAUGGCGAUAAAAAAGCGAAGUGGAUCCGGUGAUCGUCGUUCAAAAUAUCGGCAAAUGGUACAACUUCUGGGCUAUGAUCGUUCAAGAGAAAGAGAGAUGAUUUUACAAAAGGUCACACUCGAUAGAGCCCAGGAAGAGCUUUUAGUCUCUAUUGUGGAACUUGUCCAAAUACAAGGCGAGGGAGAAAAACACAUUAAUGUGGAAGAGGUGUUGAAGGCGAUGACUUCCUACAACGAGCUUUGGUUACCCCUGUUCAGCGCAGUUCACCCCAAUAGUACACUUCUGCAGCAUCCUACUGUGUCAGUCGCCCUGAAAGCUUUGCUAUGCUUAACAGAUGAACAGCAAAGGCAAGGCCUGCGUGUGGAGUUCUUGGUCACACUGAAGAACAACGAGAUCAGUCUUCUUGCUGCGUAUUGUGUCUUGGUUUCUUCCCAAGAGUCAUCAAUUGAUCAGAAUAAGAUAGAGGAAUGGAAAGCGCUAUUGUCGUCGGAGUGCGAAAGGGCUAAAAUCUUUUGUGGACGUUUUUCCAAAGUAGAGCAGACAUUUCGUUUUCUUAAGAAAGUAUGUGAAGGAUGUGUUGUGCUUUCAGAUGCAGACUCUAUCAUCGAUGAGAUCAACAAGAGAGAGAGAGUAAAAGUUAAUGCCACUCUUAAAGAUGCUCUUGAUGUGAGCUACUGGGGCACACUGGAUAAGUUGAUGGGAUCCUCAGAGACAGCCACAAAGGUUCAAGGAAGUAUCAUUUUUGCCAACGUUGCACAUUUGUGUUUGGAAGAAAACCUGGCGUCUUCUCAAACAGCAAUGGGUGAGUUAGCUGUUUCUGCAGACGACCUUCCACAACACGAGGCUGCUGAGGUGCUGCAUCUUCUCGAAAACGAAGGCAUGCAUCAAUUUAAAGAGGCAUGUACCAGUUUAACUGACAGCGCGAAGGAUCCAAAAAUCGUGGAUGUUGGUGCGCUCUUGUCUGGUAUUGAUAGCAAAGAGGCUCUUGGUAGAGAGCUACGUGAAGUUACAUCCAUCUGUGGUACGUUAGUUCCCAAAAGGAAAGAAGAAAUGCUGCAAAACUAUCUAUCUUUUCCUCUCGUCUGUGCAAAAGUACAACAGCUGAUGUCGAUUUAUGCAGCCCUUGGAUUUGAAGAUUCUAAAGAUGAAGCUGUUACCAAGGAUCUACAAGACUUCAUGGAGGUAUCUUCAAGCCCCGGCAGUGACCUCACGUUGAGACGUGUCUCUGAGAUUGUUGAGAAGAGAAGCGUGGCUAUGGUAAACUCUGAGCUAGACGAUACAUUGAAGACCAUCAUGGAAACACUUCAAAUGUCUAGUGAACUGAUUUCGUUCAUGAAAGAAACUGCGAAUGAAGACAUUCGGAUUCUAAUUGAUGCUGUAGAGGAACAUUCUGAUCAGUUUGUCUCUGAAGCUAUCGUCUCGGAUUUAAUAGAUGUACAUGGAUUUCUGCGCAACAUCUUACGACAAACCCCAAAGGAUCCUAUGAUGUUCCUUGAUAGUCUCAAGAAGUGCUACCGAAAGCUCGAAAAGAAAUCAGAAAUGGCAGCAAAAAUCAAAGAGUGUGGCUGUAACGUUCAUAGUCUAAGAGGCUUGUAUAUGAAUGUUGCUAACCGUGGAGAGAUGACGAAAGAAAUAAUCAAUAACGCCGUUCAGAAAGGAUGUUACAGCAUUACAACUAACUCUGAUGGCUCAAGUGAUGUCCAACUCAGUUAUCGUCGUAAUGAAAGUGCAGCAAAAGAGACGACCUAUAGUAUGACAGAACUUCACGACCUGAGAAGCCGAGCUCUCCUAAUUUUGAAUACAGACAAGAAGCAGGAACAGGUGGGGAAUUCAGAUGACUCCAGUGCUUCAUUUGAGUCUGUGAACCAGACAUUACCAACAUUCAUAAAACAAGUGGAGAUGAUUACCGACAUUGUCAACAUUGUCACAUUGCUGCGAGAAUCUGGUCAUCCAAAGUAUGAAAGCUUUUGGCAGAACGUUACGCUUACGUCCUCUCACGAUAUUGAGUCUCAGGCUCGUACCCUGGAGUCUACUUUGGAGGACUGGGAAACAUUGUUAAAGCGUUUGCAAGAGCAGCACUAUUUCCUCAAUUUUUUCCAUCCUGAUCAGCUGUGGCUGUUACACAACUUUUUUUCAAAGCGUUUAACGAAAACACAGAGCCAACUCUCGCUGACUUCAUCCGUUCACAGCUUGCUGCGUUUUGUGGAUCCAAGUAUACAACGUGAAGAGCUUGAUGAUUUCCGCAGCCUUUACAACGCACCUAAAGGAAACUCUGGACUCAAGGGCGACCUCCAGGCGAUUGGAAAGGUUUUGGACAGAAUCUUCAUUCCACGCCAAAGUAUGCAGAUGGAAAAGAUACCACAACACGAUUUGCAAAGAGCUGUCAAGCCCGGGGAUCUGUUUGUCGCUGUCCUUGAACAUGGCAGUAAGCAGACAGCCAAUGUGGUUAUGUCAUUGUUCGAGAGUACAACAGGCUCUUUUCCACAGCCUAGUCAAGUCCUCUUCUGCCAUUCAGAGACCAGUUGGGAAGAGGUUGAGAGACUUCUGAAACGUUCUUUUGAAGCACAUAGCCAUUCCACUGUGGUCAAGUUACACUGCCUUGCAAACGUCGAAAACCUUUCAAAUGACAUGCAGUUUGAACUUGUUACAGCCAUUAGAACAUACCAAAAGAAGGUUGAGGGUCCUUAUCUGUUAGCGCUAGUCUGUUGUGGAGGUAUCCAUCAACACAUUGCUGAUCAGUUCUCUACAGCUGCCCACAACAUUCUUGGAAUGUCAGAACCAAAGCUACGGGAUACUUUCAAGGAAAAUUUUCCUAACGUUUUCAUGGUCACUUCGGAUCUUCCUGGUGUGGGAAAGACAGAGGCUAUCCACGAGCACGCGGCAUCAUGUAAAAAGAAAGAUUUGACUCUACCAAUCAGGGGGCCUUUGUCACGGAAAAACCUCUUGAAAAGGUUGUCUGGUUUGAGCGUUUCUCCUCACGAAUGCAUUCAUUUUGAUAUUGGUGAAGUGGAUGACCCGUUGGUGCUGGACUCUAUGAUGUUCGAACUGGUUGUUGUGGGUAUGAUGUCCUGUGGCACAGAACUUUUCCAUCUCCCGACCAAGCAUGUGUACAUCGAAAUUGCUAACACACUGAAGCACUGGCUUCAAAAUUCACUUCCAAUUACAAAGUGUUUUUCUCCUUUGCACGUAAACUUGGUCGGGUAUAAAGACCUUGUCGUAAGCCAGGAGCCAUUGAGUCCGGUACAAGUGGUCUGCCAGUACCUUCAUGCUUACGAAUCUGGUUUGUUGGAAACCAAAGAUCUGAAUCCUGUCAACCUAAAGCCUUUGUCACCUAACCAAUGUAAACAGCUUCUAUCGAGGCAUUUUUCGUCAACGGGGGAUCUGUCGUACAACAUUGUUGAGAGUUUUCUCAAGGUUUUUGCGGAUCAGCUCUUACAGUUUUCAGAAAGUCCUUUUUUCAAAACUCAUAAUUUACAUGCCGCCUUAGGCCCACAACAUGAUGUCCGAAACUGCUUAUUCAAAGCCCUUUUGGAGGUGUCAAGAGAGUUUGCAUCACGGUCUGUUGUAACCUGUAAGGAUGUCCAAUCAGAAGCCAUUUCAAAAGAGCAAGCAUCCGAAGUCUUAAAAAAGCUCCAUUCGUCCUCAAGGAAUGAUGCAAAAGAAAUGGUUGAACGGGUUGAAGGAAUGAUUCAGUGGGCUGACAACAAUCACCUUGUUAUUGCGUUUCACAGACUAGAGGCUUUUACUAUUUCUGCUCUGUACCGUGACUUGUCGCUGGUGCCUUCCAAUGUACAGAAACUGUUGAAAGUACAGGCGAAGAAAGGUUAAGAUAUAAAAGACUUUGCAAAGCU